Phyllopteryx taeniolatus (common seadragon) is the source of this 1750-nucleotide messenger RNA. RefSeq lists its product as uncharacterized. The record is from RefSeq and is a predicted model, not a curated record. The transcript is spliced from 3 exons. Gene Ontology annotation, biological process: attachment of mitotic spindle microtubules to kinetochore. Bases 157 to 1479 code for a protein of 440 amino acids. Lineage: Eukaryota; Metazoa; Chordata; Actinopteri; Syngnathiformes; Syngnathidae.
AACGAGAGAGAGUUGUGAUUGGCCAGUCUCAUAGCGCGAAAUCAAAGAGACGCUGCGAUUGGACUGGUUCAAGGAGCGAGAGAACAAGAAACCCACAUUGUAAUUGGUCACUUCGAGGCAAGUUGAGCCGUCACAGCAACGCGUUGCUAAAGGGUCAUGUCGCUCGGCAAGCAGACUGGAGGGGAAGCAGGCGCUGGCGUGGCCGCCCACCUCCAGUGUCCCCUCUGUGGCAAUUUCGCCAAAUGUCACGCCCACCAGCUGUCCCACGUUGCCGUCGCCCAUCCCACCUAUUUGGACAGCGUGGCGAUGGGUCGCCUCGGCAACAUCAUCAUGUACCAGAGCGGCGCCCGACUGUUCCACUGCGCCGACUGCUUCUUUACCAGCCGCGACUUCACCAAACUGUACCAGCACAUCAUCUCUAAACACUGCAUGGACGAGACGGCAACGGUGGGGGGACGAGCUGACGUGGAGGACGACGGGAGCGAAAAGGGGGACAAGGAAGCAGACGAGGAAGGGAUGGAAGCAGAUGAGGAAGGGAAAGAUGCGGACGAUGAAGGGAAUGAACUAGAGGAGGAAGGGAAGGAAGUAAAGGAGGAAGAGGAGGAAGUAGAUGAGGAAGUGAAGGAAGUGGAGGAAGAAGUGAAGGAAGCGGACGAGGAAGUGAAGGAAGUAGACGAGGAUCUGAAAGAAGGCAAUGAUGCGGAUGAAACAACUCCACAGAGCCACAACAGCGGUGAGGAUGUGAAGGAUGAGGACGGCGUCUCCGAGAGGAUGAUAAGCGACGCGGACGAAAGCGUGUUGCUCUUCGACGGCGACUGGUACCGCUGCCUGAUCUGCAACUGGUGGAAAAACAAGCUGAAAGUCGUGGCCAUCAACCAUGCCGUGCGAAAACACAGUAUCCCCAGGGAGUUUGUCGUCCAGAGGAUCAGACAAGACGAUACCGCUUCAUGCUUCAAACGUCAUCCGAGCGCCGGUGCGGACGAAGACGACGAGGACGGUCUGAGCGGAGACCAUCUGAAAGAGGAAUUGGAGGCGACGGCCAAAGUGGUCGGCUUCUUCUCCAGCCGCUACGUCUGCCUCAUCUGCGGCUGGAAGACUAAAAGGAAAGGUUUUGUCAUCAACCACGUGGUGCGCAGCCACAACGUGGAACGUCCGUACAGAUGCAAAGACUGCAAGCGCUCCUUCUUCCUGCCCAGCCGACUCCUGCAGCACGUCCGAGCGGCUCACCGCCCGGGACGCUUCGCCUGCCCCUUCUGCUGCUUCAGGUCCCACUUCCUGGUCGGCUUCCGGAGGCACUGCAGCCGAUGCGCUGCCCGCGAGGAAGGCCACGGCGGGGGACUGGGACUGGUGACGGGCGAGGAAGGCAGAGGGGGGCUGCUGGUGGUCAAGGAGGAGACCAAGGAGACAAGAGCUGGGAGGAAAAGAGCACGGAGGCUGAUUGAAGAGGCUGAGGAGGAAGACGAGCUCAUGUUGCUCUAACACUGGACCGGACAUUCGGCCCACUCUGUCAUUCAGUUCUGUCAUAGUUCUUGCAUUAUUUAGCAGGGUUUUUUUUUUUUAAAUUUUAAGACACAUUGGCUUUUAAAAUGUACCGUACUUUCUCAUGUAUAAUGUGCACCCAUGUAUAUUACGCACCCCCAAAGUUGACCUCAAAAUUCUGGAAAACCCAUCUCCCUAUGUAUAACGCAUUUUUACAAUGCAUGAUUUUGCUUUUACCCAUAUGAUAAAAACAUGUUUUUUCAAAGAAUUA